Messenger RNA from Phascolarctos cinereus (koala), 3720 nucleotides. It is a transcript of the gene MKRN2OS, whose product is annotated as MKRN2 opposite strand. The record is from RefSeq and is a predicted model, not a curated record. Lineage: Eukaryota; Metazoa; Chordata; Mammalia; Diprotodontia; Phascolarctidae.
AGAAGGUGCCGACUUCCUGAGGAUGCCCCAAAAGAGGCUGGCUCUUUAACAACAGGGUUUGCGGGGCCUCCCAGUUCCUGGGUGCUCUGAGCUGUUUGGCUCCCAGGACUGUCCAUCUGAAUGAAGUCACGGUUGAUCAGGUUGCCUGGACUGGAAGGGCAAGCUCCAGGUGUUCCGAGAGGGGAGGAGGAAGUUGGGAGGUUUCUUGCUGCUUUGGUCAUUUUAUGCAAAGAGCCUGCAGCUGCAGCAAUGCAGCCUCCUGAGGCUGGCCGACCUGUUAUCCAGUUCCGCCACUGUGGAAGGGAUAUCUACUGCUUCAGGGUGCCUGACCUUUGCCCCGUGUGCCAGCAGCCCGUGAGCUUCAGGAAGCUGGACGAGGCACCUGUCAGCAUUGCUACCCCGUUGAUCCAUGGGCACCAAGAGCAGUGUGUCUUCCUGCUCAGGCCAACCCGAGGGACCUUCCUUAGGGACUAUGAUGGAAAUGCUGAUCUCCACGUUGGAAUAACCAAUACACGUGGAAUUGUGUAUAAUUACAACGAGCAAGGUGUCCACAGAGAUGAAGUUGGGUGGGAACAGAGUAUAAGUAUUCCACUAUUGCAGCCCAACAUGUUUGGACUGAUGGACCAAUGGGAUAAAUAUCUGGAAGACUUCUCUGCAACAGAUGCCUGGUCUCCAAACAGGUAUGAAGAACAUUGCCACAAUUGUUAUACUUAUGCCCUGACAUUCAUUAAUUAUAUACUGACUUCAGAGGGGAAGCAUCAAUUGGACAAAGAUGAAUUCACCGAGAAAUUUGUGGUACCAAAGACAAGGAGAGCUUCUAAGUAUAUCACUCUCUAUCGGGCAAUAGAAGAACAUGGGUUCUACAUUAUUGAUCACCUUGAUUCAGAUACAAAUCUUCCUUAGGGGAACAAUUUAUGAAUGAAAUUUUGAAAUGCACUAUGUCAAGAAAGGAGAUGAAGUUUGGAGAGCUGCUAUACAAGGGAUCGAUUCCUGAACUUUUAGUCUUCUCUACAUUGGGUUGUCAUGGCUGAAAAAUUCACUACCUGGUGGCCAGCCUACUGGUGAUAGGGCUUCUCAUAAUCAGCCAGUCUAGUCCUCAGACAUAGUUCAUCACCAGUACCAUACUGGAAAUCUUUUCUGCAUAACGUGGCAUGGCAUAACUUGCCAGAAAUCUUGCUUCUUUGGUCUGUCCUUCAAGAAUCUAGAAUAACUUCCCUGCCAUGAUGAAGUUAUUGAGCUUAAUCUUUAUUUUAAAUUGUAUUGAUGAUGUUUAUAUUUAUUUCACACUCAUUCCUGGAUGUACUCCCCCCCCAAGCACUGAAUCUUACUGUAAAAAAAUAAGUUAUAUUUUUGUUUCUUUUGUGUCACUAUAGUAUCCCAUGUAUUCCUCCUCCACCCAUACUAAGCACCAUCCCAUGUGAUGGAUUUUUUUUAGAGAGAGAGAAAAAACACAACUGAUUGAUAUGUUGAAAAAGUCCUAAACCAGGUGCAAUGUGUAACACCUCUGGACCUCCCACCUUCACAAAUGGGUAGAUUGGGAGUGGGGGGGUGGCUUCUCCUAUCUCUUCAUUUGAUUCUGAAUCCUUUAACAAAUAAAAACAGUUAAGCAAAAAAAUCUAUGUAAUAUUCUUAUCUGAAAGUGUAUGUAUGAUUCUUUUCCCAUAGCCUCUAUACCUUUCUGCCAUGAGGAGAAAGAUACAUUUCAAGAGUGUGACUGGAAACCAUGCAGUUUCCAAGGAAUCAAAAUUAUGGGUCAACCAAAGGGAAAGACAAAUAGGCAUAAAUAGCCUACAACAUAUUACCAACAUCAAAUUACUCACAAGAAGUGGCAUUAAAAAUUAUCAGAGAGAUGUAUAACUGGAAAGGAACAGGGCUGCUCAUGAAUCAAGAGGAGGGGAUAAAGGAUAACUCUGUUAUACUGAUAUCUAUGCAAUAUCAAGAGCUCUAAAGGAAGUCCAUGUUGGCUGGAGCCUCUGUGGAACAUUUGUAGUAGGGCAUGCACAAGAUGGAAAGAAGUAGAUAGGCUGGGUUCUGCACCACAUCACCGAAGUCACAGAUUCACUGAUGUCUUUCAGUACUGAAAUACAGGCAUUGUGGCUAGUGAAAAUGUCCCAAAUAUCAGCAUUUUUCAUUUCACAUAACCCAGUAUCAAUUCUCUCAGAUCACCAUAACCUCUUUUCCUCCUAUGCUUUACUAAAGUUUCUAACUGAUAAAAUAAUUAAACUUGCAUAGCAACUACGAACAUUUAAAUUAGUUUCAAUGCCCAGACUCACAAAAUACUUUUUCACUCCCUCAUCUCCAAUUUCUCACCAGGAUUGUUUGUCCAUUCAUUCAAUCUUCCUCAUUCCUCCAAUGUUUUUAGCAUUAUUUUUAUGCAGAUUACUGCUUAAUCUAUAGAGUCUAGCUAGCUCUAAUCUCCCCUAGAACGCCCUGUCCUAAAUCUCUAAUUGCCUAAGCAUCUCUAUUGGAAUGUCCUUCUGGUACUUUUAUCUCAACAUGUCCUACACUAAACUCACUACCAUCUCCACUAAAUCUGCGUCUCCUACCCAACCUUCCUACUCUCCUCACAAUCAGGAUUAAAGCCCACGUCAUUUAUCCUCCUUAAAUUAACUUAGGCACUUAGCUAUUUUAUACUGCUGCAACUUUUUUGGACUAUUUGUUCCCAUACACAUCUCUAGAAGAACUUUGAGAGUGCUUUGCCAACUUUUCUGGCUGAGAAGGACAUUAAAGAGCUUGUUAACUUACUUUGGUAUUUUCAUUCCCUAUCUAGUUGAAAUACUUUGUUAUGGUGAGUACCUCUUUUCAGAUAUGAGACUUGUGGAAACUAAUUCAAUUAAGUUAGUAUUCUGAGGGCACCCUGUGGCUGGCUGUCCCCUUUGGUGUGGUAGUAUGGUUUAAAUGAAGAAGCAGCGGACUUGGAGGCAAAGGAUCUGGGCUUAAAUCCUGGCUCUGACAAGCUGGGUGACAUCUGGUUAAUCACUUAACCCAGAUUAGUAAUAUCUGAAAUGCCUGUUCCUCGAGGGGCACAGAGUGAGGAAGGCCCUUGCACAACAGAGAACUUUUUAUUUUUGUGGGGCCCAGCUUAGCAUAGAGGAUGGGAAGCUUGAUUUGAAAUCAGAAAGACCUUGGUUCAAGUUUUGUCCCUGACACCCACUGAGUGUGUGACCUUGGGCAGGUCCAUGAAUCUUCUUGUUACUACAGGCACUCUCUCAGAUGACAAGUUACCGAAGAGCUGCUGGCUGGCAUUGGAAAGAAAGCUUCGUCACCUAGUGUUCCCUACACUGAUUAAUCAUAGGUCUAGUUAAAAGUAAAAUGACCGCUUAAUGUUCUCUAGAACAAAAUAUUAUGUUAGUUCUAUACACCUCCCAUAACACCAAGACGCUUUGUGGUGUGGAGAGAAAAAAAAUGGAGGAAUCCCAAGACCUGGAUUCUCAUUUCACCUCUGCCACUCAUUUGCUCUGUGACCUUGGGGAAGUAAUUUUACUUAACUGGGCCUCAGUUUUUCAUCUGUAAAAUGAGAGGUCUGCACUAGGACAUCUUCAAGGUCAAGUUCUGAUAUUCUGUGGCUCCAAGUAAGAUGAGAGAAUUACAGAAUUUUCCAGGGAGGAAGAGUCUCCUAUUUGAUAGAGGAGGUCUCUGAGGCUUGAAGAAGGGAAAUGACUUGCCCAAAGCCAGCACAUUAGUGUAGAGACCAGAACCAGAACCUAAUUUUUGGAUCUU